AUGGAGAUCCCAUCAUCGCUCUUCAGAUCUACCCUGCUCCUUCUACUAGGAGUGUGCCACUGCUCUGGGAUCAGCUCCAUAGACACCGAUCGGACUGGGGAAGGCAAAUGUCAAGCCAUAGAGAUCCCCAUGUGUAAGGACAUCGGCUACAACAUGACUAGGAUGCCUAACCUGAUGGGACAUGAAAACCAGAGGGAGGCAGCCAUCCAGCUGCACGAGUUUGCCCCAUUGGUGGAGUAUGGCUGUCAUGGUCAUCUGAAGUUCUUCUUGUGCUCCUUGUAUGCUCCCAUGUGCACUGAGCAGGUGUCCACCCCUAUCCCAGCCUGCAGGGUCAUGUGUGAGCAGGCCAGGUUCAAGUGUUCUCCCAUCAUGGAGCAGUUUAAUUUUAAGUGGCCGGACUCUCUUGAUUGCAGCAAAUUGCCCAAUAAAAAUGACCCCAAUUACCUGUGCAUGGAAGCCCCGAAUAAUGGAUCUGACGAGGCUCCUAGAGGGUCAAGUAUGCUGCCUCCUAUAUUUAGGCCAAGACCUAAUAGUGGCCUUGACCCACAACCUAAGGAUAUUCCGAGCAGAGCGACCUGUGAGAACUCAGGAAAGUUUCACCAUGUAGAGAAAAGUGCAUCUUGUGCCCCUCUUUGUACAUCCGGAGUUGAUGUAUACUGGAGCAAGAAUGACAAGAAGUUUGCCUUCAUCUGGAUUGCUAUUUGGUCCAUACUGUGCUUUUUCUCCAGUGCUUUCACUGUCCUCACUUUCCUUAUAGACCCCCAACGCUUUAGGUACCCAGAAAGGCCUAUUAUUUUUCUGUCCAUGUGCUUCUGCGUGUACUCCAUAGGAUAUAUCAUUCGACUCUUUGCUGGAGCUGAUAGUAUCGCUUGCGACAGGGACAGCGGACAACUUUAUGUUAUCCAGGAGGGCCUGGAAAGCACUGGUUGCACCAUAGUGUUUCUCAUCCUCUACUACUUUGGCAUGGCAAGCUCUUUAUGGUGGGUUAUUUUAACAUUGACAUGGUUUUUGGCUGCUGGGAAGAAGUGGGGCCAUGAAGCUAUUGAAGCAAACAGCAGCUAUUUCCAUCUAGCUGCCUGGGCUAUCCCAGCUGUGAAGACCAUCAUGAUCUUGGUGAUGAGGAGAGUGGCUGGGGAUGAACUGACUGGGGUCUGUUAUGUGGGGAGCAUGGAUGUCAAUGCCCUGACCGGCUUUGUGCUUAUUCCCUUAGCAUGCUACCUCAUAAUAGGCACCUCAUUCAUCCUGUCUGGGUUUGUGGCCCUCUUCCAUAUCAGGAGAGUGAUGAAAACUGGAGGGGAGAAUACUGACAAACUAGAGAAACUAAUGGUCAGAAUUGGGGUCUUCUCUGUCCUUUACACUGUUCCUGCCACCUGUGUCAUUGCUUGCUACUUUUACGAGCGACUAAACAUGGACUACUGGAAAAUACUAGCUACGCAGGAUAAGUGUAAGAUGAAUGCUCAGACUAAGACCUUAGACUGUACCAUGACAAACUCUAUCCCAGCAGUAGAAAUAUUCAUGGUGAAAAUAUUUAUGUUGUUAGUGGUGGGUAUCACUAGCGGGAUGUGGAUAUGGACUUCUAAAACCUUACAAUCGUGGCAGAAUGUUUUCAGCAAGCGAUUAAAGAAAAGGAGCAGGCGAAAACCUGCCAGUGUCAUAACAAGUACGGGAAUCUACAAAAAAACUCAACACCCACAAAAAAUCCACCAUGGAAAGUAUGAAUCAGCCUUACAGCCUCCAACCUGUGUAUGA
This is a messenger RNA of Staurois parvus, 1749 nucleotides long. The record is from the annotation of a GenBank genome assembly. Lineage: Eukaryota; Metazoa; Chordata; Amphibia; Anura; Ranidae.